AGAAGCCGAAGAGAAUGAGUAUCAGGAUUAUCACAUGCUCGAACUCGAAAGAUGUAAAGUAGAAGAAUUCAUAUGUAAAGGUGAAAUCUCUUCGUGUAGAUCAUACAAUUAUAAUGAAGAUGUAGCAUAUAGAAGAAAAACAUUGACACAGAAACAAGAAAGUUAACAUGGAGGUUCAAACGUUUGUAUUUUUUGAUUUGGAAACAACCGGGCUGAUUCAAGAGAAUGUCAUGCCAAGAAUUACUGAAAUUGCUCUAGUUGCUGUUUCCAAAGACUCACUAUGUAAUAGUAAUUUUCCACCAAGAGUUUUACAUAAGCUGGUACUUCCAGUUAAUCCACAAAAAGUUAUACCAGUAAAAGUGCAGCACAUAACAAAAUUGUACAAUGAGGAUAUGCAGUUACUAAAGCCUUUCGGACAUGAACUUUAUGAAUUAAUAAUAUCCUUUUUGCAACGUCUUACAUCGCCAAUUUGUUUUGUAGCACAUAAUGGCGACAAAUUUGAUUAUCCAAUAUUCUUAGAGGAACUCAAACGUAUUAAUAAGAGAUUUAGUAACGAAAUCCUCUGUAUUGAUACAUGGAAAAUGUUCAAUGAUUAUUUCUAUAAGAGAAGAAAUGUGGAACCGACAGUAAUUCAAGAUUUGUUGAAUGAUGAGUAUAAUGACUCACUCUCCACAUUGAAUAUGGACGUGGUGAGAGAGGAAGAAUCCAAAAUUAUUGCGACAUCUUCUGCGCAAACUAUGUUUCCGUGUGACGAUAAAUAUACUAAAGUCAUAAAUAAAAAAGUAGAUAAUUAUAACAAUGAUAUUGAAAUCCAAUCAUCGAAGUAUCCUAUACAAAAAGCGAAUGAAAAAACACCAGAGGCUCAAAUGACGAAGCCAAAAAAUAUCUUCAUGCAGCGACCAUUCAAGAAAAACAACUUGAAGAAGAGAUUGAAUUUUAACUGUGAGGAGCCAAUUAACUUAAAACUUCCUACCAUUUAUGAACAUAUGUUCGGUUCACACUUUGAAGAUCAUCAUUCAGCCGAAGCAGAUUGUCUCGCUAUGAUACGCUGCGUUAAUAACAUCGCUGAUUUCUUUCUUGGUUGGUCAAAAAAUCACGCAACUCCAUUGACUUACUGCAAAAAAAUAUAAAAACAAUACAUUAAUUAAUAACAGACAAA
Molecule: messenger RNA, 1159 nt
Organism: Cyphomyrmex costatus
Lineage: Eukaryota; Metazoa; Arthropoda; Insecta; Hymenoptera; Formicidae
Exons: 4
Coding region: 168-1130 (320 amino acids)
Biological process (GO): DNA catabolic process
Cellular component (GO): cytoplasm
Molecular function (GO): nucleic acid binding; 3'-5'-DNA exonuclease activity
Source: RefSeq, a predicted model, not a curated record